CAGCAAUUUUCGACUUCAUCCCGAAAACCACUCUUGAGACACCAACCGCAAAUAUGGCCUCAACACAGAGUGUUCAAUGCUUCGGCAAGAAGAAGACUGCUACUGCGGUAGCACACUGCAGGGCCGGAAAAGGACUGGUUAAGGUGAACGGAAAGCCUCUCAACCUCGUCCAACCUGAGAUCCUCCGAUUCAAGGUCUACGAACCCCUCCUCAUCGUCGGUCUCGAGAAGUUCGCCAACGUCGAUAUCCGCGUCCGAGUGACUGGUGGUGGACACACAUCUCAAAUCUACGCCAUCCGUCAAGCCAUCUCCAAGUCCAUUGUCGCCUACUACCAGAAGUUCGUCGAUGAGCACUCCAAGAACCUGUUGAAGCAGUCGCUGGUUCAGUACGACCGAACGCUGUUGGUUGCGGACAACAGACGAUGCGAGCCCAAGAAGUUUGGAGGUCCCGGUGCAAGAGCCAGAUACCAAAAGUCAUACCGUUAAAGAGGGAUUUGUCUGGGAGCUUGGGUCUGGGAAAGUGGUUUGUGCUGCAUUUGCAAUGGAUGGGCGAAACUAUUUGCUGGCUGUAGAAUUUUAGCAGACAAAUGCAAGAUUCUUCCCGCAUACGCAGGAGUUGAGAACAUAUGGAUCUUGGAACGUUUGGCCUCAACUGUGAUUCUUGGACUGCAAUGUUAUCGUCGAUGGGUCCAGCCUCUUUGCGUAUGAAUUGGAGAAAUCCUUAGCAAUGCCGAGAAACAGGUCUCAUGCAGGUCGUCUUUGAGCUCUAGGGCGCACUUCAGAUAUCAAGGUUUGCAGAACUUCACAAUCAUCACUAAAGAACAAGUAUGCAGUAAAAG
Molecule: messenger RNA, 838 nt
Organism: Hyaloscypha bicolor E
Lineage: Eukaryota; Fungi; Ascomycota; Leotiomycetes; Helotiales; Hyaloscyphaceae
Product: putative 40S ribosomal protein S16
Exons: 3
Coding region: 54-485 (143 amino acids)
Biological process (GO): maturation of SSU-rRNA from tricistronic rRNA transcript (SSU-rRNA, 5.8S rRNA, LSU-rRNA); translation
Cellular component (GO): cytosolic small ribosomal subunit; ribosome
Molecular function (GO): RNA binding; structural constituent of ribosome
Source: RefSeq, a predicted model, not a curated record